AUGGGGAACGCUCCUGAGCUGGUUGGUGCUCAGAACUAUGUGAGUUCUGGACUCCGUUAUACGAACUGUGAUAGCAAAGGACUGAGUUCAGUUCCUUCUGGGAUCCCUGACAACACCCAGGCCCUGCAAUUGCAAGGCAAUCGCAUAAAGAGGCUCCCCGAUGGAUUGUUUGACGCAGUGGGGCACAUUUUGGCGAAUUUCCACAUCUUGUAUUUGUCUGGGCAUCUGCUGAUGGUCGUUCCUGAGGGGGUGUUUAACCGGCUGGUGAAUCUGCAGAAUCUGUUUUUGAAUCAGAACCAACUGUCAGCUCUACCCACCGGGGUCUUUGACCAUCUAGUGAAUCUGAAUGAGUUGUAUCUGGACAAUAACCAACUGCAGGCGAUACCGCACGCUGUGUUUGACCAAUUGACUGAACUGACGCGACUGGAUAUGGAAGCUAACCAACUGAAGUCCCUGCCACCAAAGCUCUUUGACAAACUGGGGAAGCUGAUGCGUCUGCAGCUGCAUGCCAACCAGCUGACGACCGUCCCCACUGCGGUGUUUGACCUGAGCACCGCGCGUGACGCCGGGUCGAAGUGCGACAUGAGAGUGCCCCCGGUCACCUUGGCAAUGGAGAUGGCCUGCUGCGUCAUGACCACGUGGAUGGAGGUGCGCUGUUGA
Lethenteron reissneri (Far Eastern brook lamprey) is the source of this 660-nucleotide messenger RNA. RefSeq names its product carboxypeptidase N subunit 2-like. The record is from RefSeq and is a predicted model, not a curated record. Lineage: Eukaryota; Metazoa; Chordata; Hyperoartia; Petromyzontiformes; Petromyzontidae. Gene Ontology annotation, molecular function: protein binding.